This is a messenger RNA of Anneissia japonica, 1389 nucleotides long. RefSeq names its product keratinocyte-associated protein 2-like. The record is from RefSeq and is a predicted model, not a curated record. NCBI's taxonomy places the organism in Eukaryota, Metazoa, Echinodermata, Crinoidea, Comatulida, Comatulidae. The transcript has 4 exons. The coding region runs from base 158 to 550 and encodes 130 amino acids.
UUAUUACUAAAGAAGAAAUUGUUGGUUUGUUUGGCGAUGAUGUCAAGUUUUAUCCAAUCAGCGAUUGCCAUCCAGUCCAUUUAUACCGUCCUCUAUUGUAAAUUACAGUGUACGUGUGUGUGCGCUAGCUCAAAAAGUCAGUGUUUUCUUUACCAAUAUGGCUGUGUCAUCUGGGCCUUCUGCUGUGCUGUCAUCAUUACUGAUGCUACUUUUGUUUGCUGGAAUGCAAGUAUUUAAAGUACAACUAGCCUCCUCUGAGCUCAUGACUAUCCUUGGCGGCUUCCUCGGAUCGUUGCUUUUUAUUCUCGGUCUCACUGCCAUGAACAACGUAGAAAAUGCUUUAUUCGGUAAAGGAUUCCAAGCAAAAAUAUUUCCAGAAGUUGUCAUUUGCCUUUUAGGUGCCUGUUUUGCUUCUGCCCUUGUCCACAGAGUGUGUAUAACAACAUGUUUCAUAUUUUCUUUAGUGGAGCUGUACUAUAUUAACAAGAUUUCUGCUACCAAGUAUGCACCUCCUGUUACAGCACAAACACCAGGAAAGAAGAGGCGAUAAUUACCAAUUUACCUGCAGUAUCUACACAAUAAAACACUUUAAUUGGACAGUUUUUUUAAAGUUCAGUAGGAAUGCCUUGUGCAAAACGUGAAGUUUAAUUAAAAGCACAAUUUUCAUCUGAUUAAAACUAAGAUGUAUUUCUAAGCUGUUUAUUGAUGUGCAAAACGUUAAACUUAAUUAAAAGCACGGUUUCAUCUGACUAAAACUAGGAUGUAUUUCUAGGCAGUAUUGGUUUCAUUUCAUCAUUUUUUUUCAAUUUAGUACUGUUAGUUUUUCUUUAUAUUUGUUAAAUUAUGAUUUAUUUUUAAAAUAAAUCACAAUAUCAUACCUUUAGAAAGUUGUUAGGCAUGUCAUCCUUGAAUAUGAAUUAUACUAGAACUAUCUUUGGCUUAUAUAGGUGGUAUAGUAACUUAAAAGGUUUAUUGCUCAAUAAAGUUCUUGCUGUCGUAAGGUUAACAAGUAUUAUACAUGGCUUCCACAAUGCAGUGUCUACGCACUAAUAUAUUGUAAGCAUAUCGACCGCAUCAAGUCAAUUUGUAUUUUAUUCGAAAGUUAUAUUAUCUGAUUUUGAAUGCUAUAAUAUCCCAUUUGUGGAAAAUGUCUAAAUUAUUUGCCUAAAUUGUGAAUGUAUUUUGUUGAGCAAUUAUUAAAAACUGUAAGUUAGAGCCAAUCAUAAAAUUCUCAAUUGGGUGUUACAGUAUUUAAAUUAUAAUUAAAAUACAUAAUUUUACUGGUUAUUGUAACAUUUGUCAAUUAGCUGUCGAAGUGAUGAUUAGCGAUCUGAACAUGAUUAGUAGAUAAGUAAUAAAUUUUCAUUCUUUAAUAAUUCUUUACAAGAA